AUGCCCGCAUCGCAAACUGGAUUUGGCAACUUCUUCUUGGAGAGGAACAUCAUGCCGACUGGAUAUCAGAUCCCGGUGCUGGGAUGCCCACCGGGUGUGCAACAGCAGCAGCAGGCUCAGCAUCUGGCAGCCAUGGCAGCUGGGGUUCCCAUAACAUACUCAGGACUACAGGGAUACAACUUUAUCCCAUAUCCGCACCACAGGCACAUCGCACACAUGAACAACGGUUUCGACCUGAAGGCCGCAUCUCCCUACCAUCACGCGCUCCUGGCUCGCGGGGGGGCUUUCUACCCGCCCUACCGUCCGGGAGCUGCCGAGGAUCCCGGUAGGGUCACCAAGGUGGCCACUCGAGAGAGCACCGGGGCACUCAAGGCCUGGCUGAACGAGCACCUGAAGAACCCGUAUCCGACCAAGGGCGAGAAGAUCAUGCUCGCCAUCAUCACUAAAAUGAGCCUCACGCAGGUCUCCACUUGGUUCGCCAACGCAAGGCGACGCCUGAAGAAGGAGAACAGGGUCAGCUGGGCGUCGAAGGGGAAAUCAGAUGAGGAGGAGGAUGAGGAGCAGGAGGGAGACAGCGACGAUGACGACAGCCCCCUGCAGAAAUGUCAUUUGGACGAGCGGGAUGAGACAGAGCAUGAUACCGACCGCGCAGACACCCACGAGCGCGUCCAGAGCGCGUUGGAAAGCUCGGCACCUGUGGAUGCGCGUCUGGAGAUGCCGCAGCAGCCAAGCAGCCAGCAGAAAGACGGAGCGCUUGCACUUGUCAAGAAAGUUGAAAAGAGUGACUCUGAUCACACCCCAUCCGCUUUGGAAAGUAAAGAAAAUUGUCAAAAACCCAAAAUCUGGUCUUUGGCAGAAACCGCCACCUCAGAGACCGUGAAGAAACCUCUGGACAGUAUUUAUCACCCGGCCGGAAAACUGUGGGCUGACUGGGCUUCAAGAAGCGGACUGUUUGUUCCCUCGUGUUACACCACUCGUGAAAUUGUCUAA
Seriola dumerili (greater amberjack) is the source of this 990-nucleotide messenger RNA. RefSeq names its product iroquois-class homeodomain protein IRX-1-like (gene irx7). Gene Ontology annotation, cellular component: nucleus. Bases 1 to 990 code for a protein of 329 amino acids. Gene Ontology annotation, molecular function: DNA-binding transcription factor activity, RNA polymerase II-specific; RNA polymerase II cis-regulatory region sequence-specific DNA binding. The record is from RefSeq and is a predicted model, not a curated record. Lineage: Eukaryota; Metazoa; Chordata; Actinopteri; Carangiformes; Carangidae. The transcript has 2 exons. Gene Ontology annotation, biological process: regulation of transcription by RNA polymerase II; neuron differentiation; cell development.